AUGCGUUAUGUAUCGCGUAUAUUUACGACGAUCCACACUAUUGCUAAGACAAGACAAGCCACUGAACAAGCUAAAGUUACUGCCUCCAUUAUGUCCGAAAACAUAUCUGCAAGAUUCGACAAGAUGUCGCUUGACAAACAAAAUGAAGCCCGAUCGCCCAACCAAUCCUCCACGGCCUCAGUCCUGACUCCGUUGAAUCCAAUGCUACAUGCUCGACUCCGGGCCUUCCACCAGAAUCGAACUAAGCAAAGUCCUAACGAGUCGACUCCUCCACAGGAAUUAGACGAACACCUUAAUAGAGGAAAGCCUUUGCCUUCCCUCCCCCCCGCUGAUGGCACUAGAAGUCCUGACGAACAACAACCCGGACUAAUGAAUCAGAUUCGGUUCCAAAAGCAACAAAUCCGUCAGUUGCAGCAUCAACAGGCUCAACAAGUUCAACAUCAACUCCAGGAAGAAGACGAUCUAACAACGCUGAAGCAAGCUACAUCAUCCACAUCAACUACAUCCACCACCUCCAAUUCACCGUCAACUACUUCUUCACCAUUUCAACUUGGUACACCAACCAAUGGGAUCCCUCCCGUGCUUCCUACGUCCGCUGUAUCUCCUCAUAUAUUUGCUAGACUCCCCAACAAUUCUACCACCACAUCGCCCAAGCCGUUUGAGUUGAAUCCCAAGGGGUCUAUUGCCCGAAGAAGAGGUAAAGAUAAAGAUCUCAAGGCAGCCUUUGAUCUUGCUAGCCCCUCCAAUGAUUCUUCUGAGUCGUCUCUCACUCUUUCAUCCCAUGAGCCUUCCCUGGAUACUUUAUUAUUAUCGUCAUCAUCAAUAACUCAGGUCACACCGGAUACUUCUGGAACAGGAACAGUAGGGGGUAACAAAGGGUUGCCUAACAAUAUCAAGUCUUCCGAAGAGUUAAUUCGAAAGAUAUCGUUAAGAAAAGCAAAACCCAAUUUAAAGCUCAAUCUCGAUGAGUUACUGGGGGGUCCCAUUAUCACUUCACAAUCAUCCACUGCCACAACAACCUCCACUUCAGGAGGGUCUUCAAUCGGUGAUCAGCAUGAAUUGGGUGCACAGUUUGGUGGAGACGACCAGCAACUACUGGCAUCACAGGCAGCUUCAUCUUCGUCCUCGAGAAACGGAUCGGCUACGUCCACCAAUAAGCCGCAACUCCAUGGGCUUUUCGCCAACUAUUCCAAAUACGUUGAUAUCAAAAGUGGGUCCCUUAACUUUGCCGGUAAGGCGUCCUUGCAUUCCGAAGGGGUGGACUUCCUGUCUGGGUCAUCGUUCAGGAUCUCUCUGGACCAAUUGGAGUUUGUGGAAGAGAUUGGCCAUGGGAACUAUGGAACAGUCACCAAAGUCUUACAUAAACCUACUGGGGUUCUUAUGGCCAUGAAGGAGGUUCGAUUAGAAUUAGAUGAGACCAAAUUCACCCAGAUCUUGAUGGAAUUGGAGAUUUUACAUAAAUGUGAUUCUCCCUUCAUUGUGGACUUCUACGGUGCCUUCUUCAUUGAAGGUGCUGUCUACAUGUGCAUGGAAUACAUGGACGGAUCCUCAUUGGACAAAAUCUAUGGGAAGCAUGGCAUAAAAGACGAAGCAUGUCUUGCUUAUAUUACCGAGUGUAUUAUACGAGGAUUGAAAGAGUUGAAAGAUGAACAUAAUAUUAUUCAUAGAGAUGUUAAACCCACCAAUAUUUUGGUGAAUUCAAAUGGGAAAGUGAAACUAUGUGAUUUUGGAGUUAGUGGGAAUUUAGUGGCUUCAUUAGCUAAAACAAAUAUUGGUUGUCAAUCAUAUAUGGCUCCAGAGAGAAUCAAAUCUUUAAAUCCGGAUGCUUCUUCUUAUUCAGUCCAAUCGGAUGUUUGGUCCUUGGGGCUAACUAUCUUGGAAGUGGCUUGUGGUCAUUAUCCUUAUCCUCCAGAAACUUAUAAUAAUAUCUUUUCCCAAUUAAGUGCUAUAGUUGACGGAGAACCUCCAAGUUUAGAUUCCAAAAUGUUUUCUAAUGAGGCCCGGAUGUUUGUUAAAUCAUGUUUAAAUAAGAAACCAAGCAUGAGACCUUCAUAUGGUUCAUUAUUAAAUCAUCCUUGGUUAUUGAAAUAUCGUGGGAACCAACCUCCAAUGGCUACUUAUGUUCAGAGCAGUUUGAAGGAACAAUUAGAUAAGAAGCAAAAGGGUGAAUUGAGUAGAUCCAAUAGUAUGAAUGGUAGUCUGAUACCGUCUACAACUCAAGCUCAAAUUCAAAGUGUUAGUGCGUUGUUGAAUAAUAAAGUGGUUAAAGCACCAGCUUUACAUAGAGGUGGGUUGCCGAAAAGACAGUAA
This is a messenger RNA of Lizanozyma spartinae, 2310 nucleotides long. RefSeq names its product mitogen-activated protein kinase kinase (gene PBS2). Gene Ontology annotation, biological process: protein phosphorylation; MAPK cascade; cellular hyperosmotic response. The record is from RefSeq and is a predicted model, not a curated record. The coding region runs from base 1 to 2310 and encodes 769 amino acids. Gene Ontology annotation, molecular function: MAP kinase kinase activity; ATP binding. The transcript has 2 exons. Lineage: Eukaryota; Fungi; Ascomycota; Pichiomycetes; Serinales; Debaryomycetaceae.